Messenger RNA from Anguilla anguilla (European eel), 920 nucleotides. RefSeq names its product claudin-4-like. Gene Ontology annotation, biological process: bicellular tight junction assembly; cell adhesion. Gene Ontology annotation, molecular function: structural molecule activity. The transcript is spliced from 3 exons. The coding region runs from base 266 to 907 and encodes 213 amino acids. Gene Ontology annotation, cellular component: bicellular tight junction; plasma membrane. Lineage: Eukaryota; Metazoa; Chordata; Actinopteri; Anguilliformes; Anguillidae. The record is from RefSeq and is a predicted model, not a curated record.
GCUUCGGCUAACUCCAGGUAGGGGUGGGAUCAGACCCAAACCACAGCUUGUGACUCUAACUCAUGCCUACGCUCUGCUCCACCCAGCUCUCAUCACCCCCUACAAAACCACCUCGCCACUGCCGAGCACGCCAGACAUCUGUCAAACACACGCCGCCGACGGACUAUCGCAGCCAGAAAGAGAGAGAGAGGAAACAGAAAGAAGAAAGCACCUGUCGUGUCUUCGCUUCCCUUCUUGGGUCAAUUUUACAGAACAUAUUUAAAGGAUGGGUGCUGCGGGGGUGCAGAUGGUGUGCGUGGUCCUGGGCAUGCUGGGCCUGGUGGCUGGGAUCAUAUGCUGUGCCGUGCCCAAAUGGAAGGAGUCGUCCUUCACCGGACAGAACAUCGUCACUGCACAGGUGACGCAGGACGGCCUGUGGAUGUCGUGCGUGGUGCAGAGCACGGGGCAGCAGCAGUGCAAGACCUACGACUCGCUCCUCAUCCUGUCGGCCGACCUGCAGGCCGCCCGCGCCAUGACCAUCAUCAGCUGCCUGCUGGCCGCCCUGUCCGUCCUCAUCCUCUUCGCCGGCGCCGACUUCACCACCUGCGUGCAGAACGAGGAGGCCAAGCCCAAGAUCGCGCUGGUGGCGGGCGUGGGCCUGAUCCUGGCCGGGUUCCUCCUCAUCAUCCCCGUCUCCUGGUCGGCGCACAACGUCAUCCGCGAGUUCCAGAACCCGCUGAACCCGCAGAAGAUGGAGCUGGGGGCCUGCAUCUUCGUGGGCUGGGCCGGGAGCGUGGUGCUCCUCCUCGCGGGGGGGCUCCUGUGCUGCUUCAGCCGGAUCCGGUCCGGGGGGGGCUCGGCCGGGAACGCCAAGUACUACAGCAACGGCGCCUCCGCCCCCGCCCCUGCCGCCAAGAACUACGUGUAACUAGCGUGGUGGG